This is a messenger RNA of Triplophysa rosa, 4340 nucleotides long. Its product is annotated as HHIP-like protein 1. Lineage: Eukaryota; Metazoa; Chordata; Actinopteri; Cypriniformes; Nemacheilidae. The record is from RefSeq and is a predicted model, not a curated record. Gene Ontology annotation, cellular component: membrane. The transcript has 9 exons. The coding region runs from base 1198 to 3753 and encodes 851 amino acids.
UGAAAUAUUUGUCACUGGUUUAUUAUUUGCACAGUUGAACUUCAAAACAUCUAUAUUACAAUAUCUAUAUUAAGAGCAGUUACACAAAGACUCAACAGGUAUAAUGCAGCAUCAUAUACACGAACCUGAAUUUAAACCGGGUGUAAACAGGAAUCAUAAAGAAAGAUCACACUUCUUCAUUAUACAUUUCACAUUUAAACUUGAAAAGUAUCAUUUCUGUGACACCAGUGCCAUCAAACGAAAUUGAAAUAUGUUUGUUCGAGCAUCACGACUAGACAAGAUGUAACAACAUGUAUGGUGUGAAUCACUCCACAAAACCUCGAAAAGGAUUUGGGAAUUUCUUACGUGGGGGAAGAGAUGCUCCUUCUGGCUGUCUGUCUGAAUAAAAUCCAGAUGUGAGACACAUUUGAAUUGUAUCAUGCAAAGUAAAGCUCAUGCAAGGAGAUAAAAUAAAGUUUUUACAUAUAGUUCAAGUAAAAAGUUAAGUCACCGCAUUAGGAGGUUUACAAUCAAGAGCUCACAAAUGACAAACCGAACCACAGGAUAUAAAUGCACUGACUGAAAUCCAAAGAAUAAUUUAUUUAAACCAAAAAUCUGCCACAAUUUCAUCGGUCUUCUUGACACAAGUGUGAAAAACUGGUGACGUACCUGACAAGAACUUUGAGACUUACACAAGCACUCAUAUGCUAAAAAAUAAUACACUAAAUAAGACAUACUGGAUUUUUUAUACACAAUAGUUCAAUGACAUUGCAGGAAAAUGAUCAUGCUCUGCGAGACAGGGCAAGAAAAGAAAGCUUGGGUUAAUUCGGGGGAGGGAAGCCUCAAGCGUGUGAUGCAGGCCAGCCGCAAAAAAGAAGGAAUGCAUCUGCCAAAGGAGCGAGGGAAAGGAGGAGACGGUGGAAAAGGGGAGGGAAUAGAAGCCUGUGUGUAAUGAUGUGUAUGUGUGCGUUUGGUGUAUAUCUGUGUGUCUGUGGCAUGGCUGUGGCUCAGACUGUUGAAUGAGAGUGGGCCUUGUGUUGCACUUUUCAGGUUGCGUUCUCUCCCCUGGAGCCACAUGUAUGUAGUGUGUGUUUAUAUGCGCACGUGCCUGAGGGAGAUAGCUGACCACCAGCCACCACAUCUCACAGAGUGAUUUGUGGAGACACCUUGGGCAUUUCUCAAGCUUAGCACAAGCCACCUUUGUCAGAAGAACGUCUGAUGGUUUUCCCCUGUGAAAUGAAUGGAAUGUCACUGUGGAGAGGUUUUUGCCGUCUCUCUCACAGCUUGCUUCUGGUGAUCCUCCUGUUACCUCUGCAGGGAAAUGCCCACCCACAGUGCCUGGACUACAAGCCUCCGUUCCAGCCUCCGGAGCCCCUGGUCUUCUGCAAGGAGUAUGCCAAAUUUGGAUGCUGUGAUUUAGACAAGGAUAACCAAAUAUCCCAGCGCUUCUAUCAGAUCAUGGAUUAUUUCGAUCACACUGGAUUCAUGGCCUGUGGGAAGUACAUCCGCAGCAUUCUGUGUCAGGAAUGCUCGCCAUACGCAGCUCACCUUUACGAUGCGGAAGAUGCCAACACCCCUAUGCGAGAGCUUCCUGGUCUCUGUGGCAACUACUGUAAUGAUUAUUGGCUCCAUUGUCGCUACACUCUCAGCCUUCUGACCAAUAACAAUCAAUCGUAUGCUAUUGAGGAAGACCGAAACAAAUUCUGCAAAUACCUGGAGCUGAAGGAUCCAGAGUACUGUUACCCAAACGUCCUCAUGAGUGCUGAGCUCAACACAAACCUGGGUGAUGUUCAGGCAGAUCCGCAGGGCUGCAUACAGAUGUGCCUGGAAGAAGUCGCGAAUGGUCUUCGAAAUCCCGUCGCUAUGGUACACGCGAACGACGGCACCCAUCGCUUCUUUGUCGCAGAGCAGCUGGGUUAUGUGUGGACCUACCUAGCAAACGGCUCUAGAAUCGACAGGCCCUUCUUGAAUCUGACUAAGGCGGUUCUAACAUCACCUUGGGCAGGGGAUGAGCGAGGAUUUCUUUGCAUUGCCCUGCACCCUCGAUUCACAGAAGUGAAAACGGCGUAUGUAUACUACUCCGUGUCUGUGAAGAAGCAGGAGAAAAUUCGGAUUAGUGAGUUCACACUGUCUGAAUCAGAUGUGAACAUCUUGGAUCAUUCUUCAGAAAGGACACUUUUAGAGGUCGAUGAGCCUGCAUCAAAUCACAAUGGAGGUCAACUACAGUUUGGGUUAGAUGGCUAUCUGUACAUAUUCAUUGGAGAUGGUGGAAGAGCGGGAGACCCCUUUGGAAAGUUUGGAAAUUCCCAAAACAAGUCAACUCUUCUUGGCAAGGUCUUAAGGAUCGACGUAGAUAACAAUGACUCCGGUGCCCCCUACAGUAUUCCUCCAGACAAUCCUUUUGUGGGAGAAAAGGACACAAAACCAGAAAUCUAUGCCUAUGGUGUGAGAAACAUGUGGAGAUGUUCCAUUGACAGGGGCGAUUCAAUAACUGGCCAGGGAAGGGGCAGAAUGCUGUGUGGAGAUGUUGGACAAAAUAAAUACGAAGAAGUAGACCUCAUCGAAAAGGGAGGAAACUAUGGGUGGAGGGCAAAAGAGGGCUUUUCCUGUUAUGACAGGAAACUAUGCUUCAACUCCUCCCUCAGUAAGCAAGCUUGUGAAACUGAACUCUUGAACCUAUCAACCUAUGUAUUUUCAGAUGAUAUCCUUCCAAUUUUUGCUUAUCCACAUAAAAUUGGCAAGUCUGUAACUGGCGGCUACAUCUACAGAGGCUGCCAGAUGCCCAAUCUUAAUGGUCUGUAUAUCUUUGGGGAUUUCAUGAGUGGCCGACUGAUGUCCCUGAGGGAGAACCCAGACACUGGAAAAUGGAACUAUAAGGAGAUUUGUAUGGGCAAUGACAAAACUUGCAAUUUCCCUAAACUAAUAAACAGCUAUUACAAGUAUAUUAUAUCUUUUGGUGAAGACGAGGCAGGAGAGCUGUACUUCCUUGCAACAGGAGCGGCCAGUGCGACAGCCAAAGCAGGAGUGGUCUACAAGAUAGUGGAUCCAUCAAGGAGGGCUCCUCCAGGCAAGUGUAGCUACAAGCCCAUUCCAGUCAGCGUUAAGGGCAAACUGGUUCACUUCAACCCUAAGGAAGAGUUUGUGAUUAACAAAAAACCAUCAACGACUGCUAUUCCCAAGCCAAAACCAACCAAACCGAGCACAACCCCAAUACCUCGACCACGAGUGCCACAAAUGACAACUCCAAGACUACGCACAACAACCACGGUUCGACCAACGUCACGUUACCCCCCUAGUACUCUCUGGCCCAGGCCUCGGCUUGUGACCACCCCUAGGCCCACGUACUGGACCCCUGCACCCAAGUCCACAGCAAAGACGAGAGGUCGAGGCAAAUCUAGGAGGAAGGGAGACAGGAGGGGCAGGUCUCGGGCCGGGAUGGUGAGGCUGGUCAGCGCAGAUGGUCGAAAAGACCGUGGCCGAGUGGAGAUCUUCUUCCACGGCGAAUGGGGCACAGUGUGCGAUGAUAUGUUUAACAUGAAGGCUGCAGAUGUAGUUUGCAGGCAGCUGGGAUUUCUCGCGGCCGUGCAGGUGUCUAAAAGAGCAGAGCUGGGCGCUGGGGGUGUCAGGGUUAGCAUCCUGCUGGACGACGUGGAGUGCGAAGGGACUGAAAAGACUCUUCUGCAAUGCAAACAUGCCAAAAUUGGCAAACAUAACUGUUCUCAUGAUGAGGACGUAGGGGUGAUUUGUGGCUUUGAUGAACAUGCAGUGGAGUGACAGAGUGUCUGUCUGUAGUCGAACACGACAUAUUUCAUCUCAAAACUGUUGUUUACAGAGAUUGCUGUCAGUUGAGAGAAUGGUGGCUUCUGUCAAAUGGCCUACACUAAGGUUAUGACAAAUUGAAAAAUGUACCAUUCAGCUGUAGUAUCUCACAGAUAAUGAUAAAUCAAUGAAACAUUUAUAAUUAUUUUCUAUAGUGAAUCAAUGUAUUGAGAUGUUGACCAUCUCACACAACGAAUGAAAGUUGGAUAACAUUCAUUUUCUUCCCUGUAAAAAAAAGCUAUCAAAAAAUCAAUCUAUCUAUUAACUAAUAUUUUUCAGUGGAAGAAAUACAUUAACUGAAUAAAUAAUAAAACAUAAAUGUGAUUCAGAAAUAUCUACCACUCCUAAAAUCAAGCAUUUCUCAGAUGGUCUUUCAAACACAAUUCAGGUUAUUUUUCUGUACAUAUUGCAUUUUUUUGCUGAAUGCUAUUGUUGCACACAUCAUUUCUUUGUUUAAAUCUUAAUGAUGAUUUUAUCAAAAAGCAAAUGCUGGACAUUCUUUGUUACACUGUCAAUACAAAACAAUGUAAAUAAAAGAGUUU